AUGGACAAUGAAGAUGGCACAUUCCUGGUGGAUGCCUACUGCAUUGAAGCCCUAUCAAACAAUCCAAAAAUUCCCUUGACAGCUUCUCAUCUCCUCCUUUGGGCCAUGCUCCAUGGAGGUGACUAUAACCUGGGAGGACUUUUAGGCUGUGGCAGUCAAGUCAGCCAGGCUUUGCUUGCAGGUAACCUUGGUGACUCACUGAUGCAAGUUAUGACAUCAGCAAUGCCUGCACAGCUUCCAGGCAUGCUCAGGACAUGGCAUGAUUGCCUCUGCACGGUCCUGGUUGAUGGUACUCUGGGGAGAAAGUACCCAGCACUUGCAGUGUCUAUCCCUGGAGACUUUCCCAGUGUAGACAUCAUGUGCCUUUACCUCAGUCCAGUCACCACUUGGUCUGAUGGCACCAGCUCAUCUUCACUUCCACAGUUUGGUCCCACUCAGCCUGAUCUGAUGUAUCUUGCUGCAUUCUGCAAGGCUUGCCUCAGUUAG
Molecule: messenger RNA, 486 nt
Organism: Suillus subaureus
Lineage: Eukaryota; Fungi; Basidiomycota; Agaricomycetes; Boletales; Suillaceae
Exons: 2
Coding region: 1-486 (161 amino acids)
Source: RefSeq, a predicted model, not a curated record